Molecule: messenger RNA, 1149 nt
Organism: Clonostachys rhizophaga
Lineage: Eukaryota; Fungi; Ascomycota; Sordariomycetes; Hypocreales; Bionectriaceae
Source: the annotation of a GenBank genome assembly
AUGGCUUCAGAGAGCGCCUCACCGAUUGGCAUUGCCAACCUGCCCAACCAGCGCCACAAGAUUGUUGCGAAGCGUGGUGCUAGCUUCACCAUCAUGGUUGCUGGAGAGUCUGGCCUGGGAAAGACCACUUUCAUCAACACCCUGUUCUCUACCACCAUCAAGAACUAUGCCGACCACAAGCGCCGCCACCAGAAGCAGGUUGACAAGACUGUGGAGAUUGAGAUCACCAAGGCUGAGCUGGAAGAGAAGUUCUUCAAGGUCCGCCUGACCGUCAUUGACACUCCCGGAUUCGGCGACUACGUAAAUAACCGCGACUCGUGGAUGCCCAUUAUCGAAUUCCUCGACGACCAGCACGAGUCUUACAUGCUUCAGGAGCAGCAGCCUCGCCGCCAGGACAAGAUCGACCUCCGUGUUCACGCCUGCCUGUACUUCAUCCGCCCUACCGGACACACCCUGAAGCCCCUGGACAUUGAGGUCAUGAAGCGCCUGUGCUCUCGUGUCAACCUCAUCCCCGUCAUUGCCAAGGCCGACACCCUCAGCCCCUCCGACCUGGCCAAGUUCAAGCAGAGAAUCAUCUCCGUUAUUGAAGCCCAGAACAUCAAGAUCUACCAGCCCCCCAUUGAGGAGGAUGACGAAGCUGCCGCUCAGCACGCGCGCAGCCUGAUGGCGGCUAUGCCAUUCGCCGUGAUUGGCUCCGAGAAGGAUGUUAAGAGCGCUGAUGGCCGUGUCGUCAAGGGACGUCAAUACUCGUGGGGUGUUGCCGAGGUUGAGAACGAGGACCACUGCGACUUCAAGAAGCUGCGAUCGAUCCUGAUCCGAACCCACAUGCUCGACCUCAUUCACACCACCGAGGAGCUGCACUACGAGGCCUACCGCGCCCAGCAGAUGGAGACUCGCAAGUUCGGCGAGGCCCGCCCACGCAAGCUCGACAACCCCAAGUUCAAGGAGGAAGAAGAGGCUCUCCGCAAGCGCUUCACCGAACAGGUCAAGAUCGAAGAACAGCGCUUCCGCCAGUGGGAGCAGAAGCUCAUUGCCGAGCGCGACCGCCUCAACAAGGAUCUCGAGCAAACCCACUCGCAAAUUAAGCAAUUGGAGGCCGAGUUGGAGAACAUGCAGGGCGCCGCAGUCCGCAGUCACGGACGCCGAUAG